Messenger RNA from Juglans microcarpa x Juglans regia, 840 nucleotides. RefSeq lists its product as uncharacterized. The transcript has 2 exons. The coding region runs from base 133 to 741 and encodes 202 amino acids. Lineage: Eukaryota; Viridiplantae; Streptophyta; Magnoliopsida; Fagales; Juglandaceae. The record is from RefSeq and is a predicted model, not a curated record. Gene Ontology annotation, biological process: response to water.
UACUCACUCUUAAUCCAUCCUAUAUCAAUGCAAAGAACAUUAGCAGCUAGCUAGCUUACCUUUAUACAGUACUAUUUCGUUGAAAUUCUCAGCCUUUGCUAGUGAUUUUGUUUCCGCUUGUUAACCUUGAAAAUGGCACAUUACCAAAACAAAUACAGAGCAGCCCAAACUAACGCGUAUGGCAACGUUAUCCGCACAAACGAAUACGGCAAAGCUAUCCGCACAGACGACGGCAACGUUAUCCGCACAGACGAAUGCGGCACCGUUAUCCGCACAGACGAAUACGGCAACGUUAACCGCACAGGCGGCAAAGUUAUCUGCACAAACGAAUACGGCAACGUUAUCCGCACAGACGAAUUCGGCAACGUUAUCCACGCAGACGAAUACGGCAACAUUAUCCGCACAGACGAAUACGGCAACGUUAUCCACACAGACGAAUACGGCAACGUUAACCGCACAGACAAAUACGGCAAUGUUAUCCGCACAGACGGCAAAGUUAUCCGCAUAGACGAAUACGGCAACAUUAUCCACACAGACGAAUACGGCAACGUGAUUCAUACGGAUGAGUAUGGCAACCCAAUCCGCCACAGAGGCACUACUCUCCAAGGUGUGCAGCACCAGCACCGUCAUGACCAUUACGGCAAGCUUCAUCGCUCUGGAAGCUCAAGUUCCCCUGAGUACGAUGGCCAAGGCGGCUGCAACGUUAUCAUCAUGAAUUAUCAUCAUUAUGAUCAUCCAUAGAAGAAGGGUGUGUGAUGGAAAACAUCAAAGAGAAGCUUCCUGGGCACCGUAGUACUACUUAUGAUCAGCAUAACCAGCACUACUAGUUGUCGCAUUUCU